UUCGUUCGGAAAUUAUGGAAACUGCGCUACAAUCGCCAGCUACUAUGAAGCAUCGGUCAAGUCUUGGCAGGUAAUCCGAACAGGGUGCUAACUUCCCAGACUCGUUAUAGCUGCACAUUCUUCACCGAUUGUGCGCCUAGACUGAUAUGUUAUCGUGGUUCUGAGUAAAUUAUUCUGGAGUUUGCGGAUGAUGGGUGCUGACUAUCGGUGCACAUUUGAUUUUGGCUUCAACUUUUGAACGAUAUUGGGAAAAGCUGCCAGGUCUGCGUCGGAAUGAAUCACGACUUUGCGGAUGCCCCCGCGUGUGAACGAAGCAACGAAGUUUUCCAAUGCCACGCACUCCCAAAACAAAUCAGGCAACUCUGUGUGCUUGUGAUAUCUUAUCUAAUCUUGUUGGCUCAGUAUCACGAGUGCUUCUGCAAAUUGAAUGAGGACGUCACUGAGUUUGGUGGCUCUCUUGGUCCCCGAGGGAACUUCCCCCACAAGUCACGUGCGAGCAUGCGGACCGGCUGUACAAUGUACAUUGCACUCCCCGAGCUUCACGCAACUGACCCGAUGCCGUCGUGCACUGUUAGGUCCACUAACCGUCGGCCAUUGGCGGGCGCAGAUAUGAUCCCAUUGGUGGUGCAAUGGUCUGCUUCCCAUUCGUCAGCAAGAACGCCUGAGUCUCAGUUAUUCAGGGGGUGUGAGUCCCCCCGUGUGGGGUGGUGCGGGGUAUAUAUGUAGACAGAGGAAUGAAUGCAUCAUCAUUCACUCUCCACCCAUCAUGCUCGAUUUUCAGUCUCCCUUGCUCCUCCCAGCCCUCGCGGCUUUUCCCGCGGCUAUCGCUCUCAUUCAUCUCGCGCUCUAUGUGGCGGAUCCAUGGAGUAUCCGCCGAUACCCCGGGCCCUUCUGGGCCAAAUUCACAGAUGCGUGGUUGGGUCGGGUGUCCCAGCAGGGACACCGCUCCGAAGUCAUACACGAGAUGCAUCACAAGUACGGGCCUUUUGUUCGCAUAUCACCGUCCGAAGUAUCUAUUGCGGACCCGGAAGCGCUCGCUAUCGUCUAUGCACAUGGAAACGGCGCUCUCAAGAGCGGCUUCUACGACGCUUUCGUUUCCAUUGAGCGCGGGCUCUUCAACACCCGGGAUCGCAAACAGCACGCCCGCAAGCGGAAAAUUGUCUCACACAUCUUUUCACAGAAGAGUGUCGUGGAGUUCGAGCCUCACAUUCGGCUCUACGUUGACCAGCUGCUCACGCAAUGGGAGCAACUAUGUCAGCAAGCGGGCAAAGGGGACGCGGCGUCUGGCGCCAUCGGAGAGUGCAGCUGGAUCGCGCGGGAGGGCAGAGUGUGGCUCGACUGCCUGCCAUGGUGCAAUUUCCUCGCGUUUGACAUCAUCGGUGAUCUUGCGUUCGGAGCACCAUUUGGGAUGAUUGAGGCGGCACGAGACGCUGUGCCCGUGCCCGUCGAUGGACCCGAACAAAUUGACUUUGCCGACAAGCCCGAGCACGUGAAACACAUUCCCGCCGUCGCUGUGUUGAAUGGGCGCGGAGAGUAUUCGAUGUCGAUGGGGGUCGUGCCCGCUUGGUGGCGGCCGAUCCUGCGCAAGUUCCCAUGGUACUCCAAAGGUCUCCAGGAUGUCCGUUCCCUCGCCGGUAUUGCAAUUGUGGCCGUCGCAAAGCGGCUGUCGACGCCCACAGAUCGUGUGGACUUGUUGAGCAAACUCCAGAGCGGGACGGACGACAACGGAAACCCCAUGGGCCGCGCUGAACUUACAGCAGAGGCGCUAACUCUUCUGAUCGCCGGUUCUGACACGACAUCCAACUCAACUUGUGCAAUAAUCUACUAUCUUGCCAAGAAUCCUGAAAAGCAGGCGAAACUCCAAGCCGAGUUGGAUGAGCAAUUGGGAACUGAGGACGAGCGCGUUGUGACCAGUGACCAAGCCAAAAGACUGCCAUACUUGGAUGCAUGCAUCAACGAGGCGUUGCGGCUGCAUUCUACCAGUGCUCUCGGGUUGCCGCGCGUGGUACCCGAUGAAGGGUUGAUUAUCCAUGGGAACAGCUUCGCUCCGGGAACCGUGCUCAGUGUUCCGAGCUUCACGAUUCAUCGCGACCCUGCCGUUUGGGGUGAUGACGUUGAAGCGUUCCGCCCGGAACGCUGGUUUGAGGAAGACAAGGCAGAUAUGAUGCAGAAGGUAUUCAACCCUUUCUCGGUUGGUCCGAGAGCUUGCGUCGGUCGCAAUCUGGCAUCUUUGGAGCUUCAGAUGAUCUGUGGCUCCAUCUUGCGCAGGUUCGACUUUGUACUCCAGGAUUCCUCCGCCAAGGUGUGCCAUUCAUUACCUCCUCACUGAUGAGUGCCAACCUUGCUAUCUUGCAGCUCGAGACAAGCGAAGGAUUCUUGCGCAAGCCACUGUACUGCAAUGUCGGAAUCAAGAGACGCGAUAUUCUGUGAAAAGGAGGGUGACAGGCUUUGUACAUCCAUCUCCAGCUGUAAUUCAUACUCCCUCUACGCACAGUAUCGAGUUCCCGGUGAUAGCAUCCUGCCCCUCACUCACCAAGGUUCCCGCGAUAACAGUCCAUCGUUGUUGUGCCUUGUCCGUGCUCAAGAGCGCAGGUUAACCAAGGAGGAUGUCUACUGUGCAAACGGUCUCUAGUAGCUCCGAGGGUCGAGAGUAGACGUUGCCAAGGACUGUUGUUGCUCCAUUAUAUUGGUUUCAGAACUAA
Mycena citricolor is the source of this 2702-nucleotide messenger RNA. Lineage: Eukaryota; Fungi; Basidiomycota; Agaricomycetes; Agaricales; Mycenaceae. The record is from the annotation of a GenBank genome assembly.